Molecule: messenger RNA, 2424 nt
Organism: Paracoccidioides brasiliensis Pb18
Exons: 4
Coding region: 1-2424 (807 amino acids)
Biological process (GO): DNA-templated transcription; regulation of transcription by RNA polymerase II
Cellular component (GO): chromatin
Molecular function (GO): zinc ion binding; RNA polymerase II cis-regulatory region sequence-specific DNA binding; DNA-binding transcription factor activity, RNA polymerase II-specific
Source: RefSeq, a predicted model, not a curated record
AUGGCUCCCGCAGCUUUAUCCGGUAACAAUUCGCAGACAAAGAAGUCAACAGUCCCUCCAGAAAGGAAAUACAAAUGCCAGUUUUGUUAUCGUGCCUUCAGUCGAAGCGAGCAUCGUAGUCGCCAUGAGCGAUCACAUACUAAGGAACGACCCUUUAAAUGCCUGAAAUGUCGAAGCACCUUUGUUAGAAGAGAUUUGCUACUCAGACACGACCGCACAGUCCAUGCCAAGGAUGGAGGUAUCCCGCUUGUCACUGAGGGCCGUCGACGUGGUGGACAAAAAGCAUCGACAACAUCAAAUAAACAGUCGAAACCGUCUAUCACAAUAGAUCCUGCCACUCUGGGUCAGAUCGACGCGAGCAGCGACGGUAUGGUAGAUAUUGAAACCGCUGCGAUGUUGAUGACGGACUUUCAACACAAGGCCGCUGCGGCAGCCAACAACCAACACCACGACGGCUCUGGUCGUGAACCUACGUAUUCGCCUGACCAUGCUGUGAUACUGGAACCUUCCGUCGCAUACCUAUCUGGUAAUGCUACUUUACCGCAGAUGCCUUGGGAUACCUUUAUGUCUACCCCGGAUGUUAAAUCGCACCCUUCAAGUCUUGAGUCCCAGGACUCGUCCCACAAUCAUCACCACCGCUCCUCCAUUGACAGACAUGGCAUGGGCUCUGAUAGCCUAACCCCAGCCCUACAUUCCUUAGUCAACUCGCUUCCAAUCUCUGGAAACUCCACGCCAAAUGAUCUUUCACCCUAUCACUCGAUGACUGGCCCUGUUUCUCCGGUAACCUAUAGGCGGUCUCCUGGCCCAAGCCAAGCCCUUACCUCACCGAGAGCCCCACAGAUCGCCAACGAUGCUGAUCGUGAUGUAAUUGUCAAUCGAGUCAAAAGCGCCGAUGUACUCGGGUCUCUCCCAAAUAGCUUCCAGCUACCGUCAACGCCAACUCUAAAUGGAUACCUGACAACAUAUUUCAACUUGUACCAUCAUCACUUACCGUUCCUCCAUCAGGAAUCGUUCGAGCCAUCCGCAGAGUCACCGCCGCUCCUUCUUGCCGUACUGUCCAUAGGCGCUUUGUACACCUUUGAGCGCGAGCACGCUUUCAUGCUACACAUUGGAUCCAAAGUGCUGGUUAAUCAGUUCCUGCAGCGGAAGGAGAACUUCGACUCGAGAAAGUGCCCCCUUUGGGCGAUGCAAAGCACUCUCUUGAACAUGGUUUUCGAAAGUUGGAGUGGCGAUUCCAAGGGUUUGGAGUGGACGUGUUCUAUCAAGAGUCUCCUUGCGAAUAUGGUUGCUGGUAAUCGUUACCAAUUGAAGCUUCGAAUAGAUGCCCGAGAAGGCAAACGACCAACUCGUGAAGAAUGGAUCGAGGAUGAAGGCUGUCGACGAACAUAUUACGCUGUAUACAUAUUUUUUGGCAUGCUGACACUGACCUUCAACCAUACACCUGCAAUUAGUUUUGAUGAGAUCGAGUCGCUGGACCUUCCUUCGUCAGAGUCAAUGUGGAACCUCCAGAUUUCGAAUGAUGACGCCUGGCGACGGGCCCUGGGCUCAUUGUCUCCCGUAACCGUUAGAGAAGCCCACGACAGCCUCUUCCGUGGUGAACCACUGCGAUACAGCGCAUUUGCCACACGUGUUAUGGUCAGUGCUCUCUUCCUCCAAGUUUGGUCUCACAAACGUAGUUCCCAGGCUCUGCAGGACGUUGUGACGGAAUUCAAGUUACGUGUCGCCAUCGAAACUUGGGAGAGGUCGCUUGAGUUUUGUGAGCCGGAAACGAUAGUUGUCCCCCUCAGCACGCCUCAGAGAAGCCACCCACUUAUCUUCAAUUCAAUGGCCAUUUAUCGCAACACGCAUGCCCGACUUGAAGUCGAUCUAAAAUCGAUCCAGGAAGCCCUUCGAUAUCACUCCCCGUACGAAGUUGCCGCAGCCAUGACAGUGGCCCGCGAAAAGGUCAAACGAUCCGAAGAAAUGAAUAAGAUUAUCCAGCAAUGCUUUGAAUGCAUUGAAAUAGCUGCCAUUCAAGGCAUCAAUUGGGUUGCGCAAACGUCUGCAACCAAUUGGAGCGUGGAGCACCCCCUCUGCGGUUUGGAUAUGAUGGUUAUUCUCAGCCUUUGGCUCUACCGUCUGGAACAUGACUCAGAAAAGGCUAGUGAGGCUGAAUUGGCCAUCUAUAACAAAGUGCGGAAUCUUUUCGAUGACGAUGCUGUUGACGCCUGUGGGUCGCAUCUCAGUUCCACAGUCGCACGGGUGUGGGGGAAUAUUCUGGAUGGUGUGGUUGUUUGGGGAAUCACCAAACUAAUGGGCGAGGCAUUCAAACUGCACUCGCAGGCAUUGGUAGGAUAUGAGGAUUCGAUGGUGACCUCUACUUCAGAGAAUACAUUGGAGCCCUUACCCUCCCAAAGCCUUGUAAGUGUAGGAGCAGCAUAUUAA